Messenger RNA from Anopheles merus, 689 nucleotides. Its product is annotated as mantle protein-like. Lineage: Eukaryota; Metazoa; Arthropoda; Insecta; Diptera; Culicidae. The transcript is spliced from 2 exons. The record is from RefSeq and is a predicted model, not a curated record. Bases 76 to 633 code for a protein of 185 amino acids.
ACGAUGCCAGCGCUGGUAGAUGAUCAUUCAGUUGAGGAUCUUCAAGCGUACAGUAUAUCCAAGCGGUAGGCAGACAUGAAGGCGUUCAUUGUGUUCUCUGUGGUCCUGGCUCUUGCCAGCGCGGGUGCAGUCGAAAACUCCAACAAGGAAAAGCGAGGACUGUGGGAACUGGGAUCGGCUCAGCACGAUUCGUACGAGAGCUACGGAUAUGACCAUCAGCAGUCCCAUGGAUACUACGGCAACGACUACGUCCAGAAGGAGGUGAAACAGGUCAUCACCAAGAAGGUUCCAGUGCCGUACCCAGUGGAGGUCGAGAAGCACGUUCCAGUCGAGGUGAAGGUCCCGUACCCAGUUGAGGUCGAGAAGAAGGUCCCGGUCGUCGUUGAGAAGAAGGUCCCGGUGUACGUGGAGAAGAAGGUCCCAGUGCACGUUGACCGUCCAUACCCAGUUGAGGUGAAGGUCCCAGUCCAUGUCCCGGUCUACAAGAAGGAGUAUGUCGAGGUCCCGAAGCCAUACGCAGUUCAUGUCGAGAAGCCUUACCCAGUGUACGUGAAGCAGCCAGUGUACGUCGAGAAGCAGGUCCCAGUGACGGUGCACAUCAAGGAGCACCACAAGAAGCCAUUCUGGGGUUGAAAGACUGUUUGGAAGAUGUAGAGAAACUGGUAGAAUAAAGAUACAAAACUGAAUAU